Molecule: messenger RNA, 154 nt
Organism: Amoebophrya sp. A25
Lineage: Eukaryota; Dinophyceae; Syndiniales; Amoebophryaceae
Source: the annotation of a GenBank genome assembly
CCUGAACUUUGCUUACGCGCGAGCUAUUGGAACUGUGGUGGUGGGACAGCUGUACAGUACGACCAAUUCGAACCCAGGAGCACUAGAAAAAGUUCCAUACGACCGACCAACGUCGGCAAGCAGGCCAUCGACGAGUGACUCGCAUUCUUUUCCG